AUGUCAGAUAUAAAGAAAAGAAGAUCAAAGAAAAAGGUAGAGGAAGAGGAUGAUGUCGAUGAGAUUGUAGCAGAGAUUGAAAAACCAUCUCCACCAACUAAAAUGAGAACGAGAAGAGAUACUGCAGCAGCUGCUACUACUACAACAAAGGUUGUAGAGACUCCUACCAAGGCAUCAAGUAAAAAGGCUGCUGCAAAGACAAAGAAACAAACAGAAGAGGAAUCAUCUACUGCUGAAAAGAAGAAAAAGACACCAACUAAAACUACAAAGAAGAUCAAAGAUAAAGAUUCUGAUGAUGAAUUGGAAUUGGAUCAUGAAGAAGAACCUGCUUCUUCUUCAUCAACAUCAAAAUCAAAGGUUACUUCCAAACCAACUUCAACUACAUCUACUCCAAGAGGAAAAUUAUCUGAAGCUGAAUUAGCGCAAAUUCAACAAGAAAAUAGAGUUGUUGUUAUUAAAUUCCUUAUAUUCUCGGUAUUGAUGUUUUUGGUACCUCUAUCUCUAUACUAUGGAUUUGUAGAUUAUAUGGGUGAUUGGUUUGGCGUCGCUAGAAUCGAUAGACCUACUUAUGGAGGUGUCAUUGCUAUUUUAGGAAUGUUUGGUGUUAUGGCUUCAUAUAGUGUAAUGGCAUAUUAUGAAAAAUAA
Messenger RNA from Cavenderia fasciculata, 645 nucleotides. RefSeq lists its product as uncharacterized. Gene Ontology annotation, biological process: vacuolar proton-transporting V-type ATPase complex assembly. The transcript is spliced from 2 exons. Lineage: Eukaryota; Evosea; Eumycetozoa; Acytosteliales; Cavenderiaceae. Bases 1 to 645 code for a protein of 214 amino acids. The record is from RefSeq and is a predicted model, not a curated record.